Molecule: messenger RNA, 2886 nt
Organism: Scutellospora calospora
Lineage: Eukaryota; Fungi; Glomeromycota; Glomeromycetes; Diversisporales; Gigasporaceae
Source: the annotation of a GenBank genome assembly
AUGGCAUCAGAAUAUAAAAAACUAUUUAUUGUCAUAUUUUGUCUAUUAAUAUGUAAAAUUUCUUUAGCUAAUAAACUAACAAAACGUGAUCUUACCUCAUGUCUUGCUGAUGUACAAGGUAAAAAAGUAUAUCCCACUGAUCCAGAAUAUAAAACCAAUAUUAUAGAUGAAAAUACUCGUGUAAAUUUUACGCCAUCUGUGAUAGUAUAUGCCAAUAUAGUAGCAGACGUUGAAGUUUCUGUAUAUUGUGCGAGUACUCUUAAUAUUAGCAUUUCGGUCAGAUCUGGUGGACAUUCUUACGAAAAAUAUGGUUCUAUUGGUGCAAUAACCGUAGAUAUUACGAAUUUAAACCAAACUAUAAUAAAUUCAACAACAAAUACUGCGGUUAUCGGUGCUGGAAGUAGAAUAGGUCCUAUUUUUUAUGCUUUAAGUCAAGCCGGCUUUUUUAUUCCACUUGGAACUUGUCCAAGUGUCGGUAUAGGUGGUCAUGCAUUGGGUGGUGGAUACGGACUAUUUGGAAGAAAAUAUGGACUCGCAUUAGAUAGUAUACUUUCUAUAGACCUUGUUAACGCUACUGGAAAACUUAUAACUGUAAAUGCUGACACGUACACAGAUUUAUUUUUUGCUCUCCGCGGAGCCGGUGCUAAUAACUACGGAAUAGUCACUUCAUUUACAUUCAAAAUUUAUCCUGCUCCUCCUAAAGUUACAUCUAUCACAUUGAAAUAUAACCUUACCAAUAUUCAACCUGUUUUUGACACAAUUUCACAACUUGGUCCUACGCUGUCUGAUGAUAUAUCAUUCACAUUAGUUAUAGACAAUGGUGAGGCGAGCUUUGAAGGUGUUUACCUAGGACCACAAGCAGAUGCACAACAAGCUAUGAGUCAAUUUAUUUCACUUUCUCAGCCUACUGCUACUACAAAUCAAUUUAUUGAAGAAACAUUGUUUAAUAGCGUUGUAAGAUGGGGAUUUCAAGGAACAAAUGGAACAAUAAAUCCAUAUCAUACUCCUAAUAACUUUAAAGCAAAGUCUUUUUAUGUUAAAUCACCUGGACUUUCAGCACAAGGAAUUCAAUCACUCUUAAGUUUUAUUAAGGGUCUUCCCACAACUUGUCCGACAUUUGCAGAAUUUGAUCUAUAUGCAGGUGGGGCUGCUAAUAAUGUUGCAGCAAAUGCCACGGCGUUCGUGCAUCGGGAUGCACUUUAUACUAUUCAAUUAUAUACAACAUUAAAUGGAGAUAAUACGACGAAUUCACAGUGUCUUACUCGAUUAAAUAGUUUUGGAGAAGCUUUUCAGUCAAAUUACACUGAUUAUACUAGUUAUCAGAAUUAUAUUGAUCAUGAUUUAUCAGAUUGGCUGAACAGAUAUUAUGGAAGUAAUUUGCCUGCGUUAAUUACCGCAAAAAAAGUAUAUGAUCCUAAUAACGUAUUUAAUUACAUUCAAGGUAUUCCAAUGACUUAUAAUGCUACCAAUUCAUUUCAACCUAUAUCAUCUUCGACUGUUAGCCCAGGUUCAACUUCGAAUAAUUCAACUUCUAAUAAUUCAAAUAUUGGAGCGAUCAUCGGAGAAACAAUUGCAUGUAAAAUUUCUUUAGCUAGUAAACUCUCAAAACGUGAUCUUACCUCAUGUCUUGCUGAUGUACAAGGUAAAAAAGUAUAUCCCACUGAUCCAGAAUAUAAAACCAAUAUUAUAGAUGAAAAUACUCGUUGGCAGAUGUUCAAUUGUCAGUAUUACGAAAAAUAUGGUUCUAUUGGUGCAAUAACCGUGGAUAUUACGAAUUUAAACCAAACUAUAAUAAAUUCAACAACGAAUACUGCGGUUAUUGGUGCUGGAAGUAGAAUAGGUCCUAUUUUUUAUGCUUUAAGUCAAGCUGGCUUCUUUAUUCCACUCGGAACUUGUCCAAGUGUCGGUAUAGGUGGUCAUGCAUUGGGUGGUGGAUACAGACAAUUUGGAAGAAAAUAUGGACUCGUAUUAGAUAGUAUACUUUCCAUAGAUCUUGUUGACGCUACUGGACGUCUUAUAACUGUAAAUGCUGACACGUACACAGAUUUAUUUUUUGCCCUCCGCGGAGCCGGUAAUAAUAACUAUGAAAUAGUCACUUCAUUUACAUUCAAAAUUUAUCCUGCUCCUCCUAAAGUUACAUCUAUCACAUUAACAUAUAACCUUACCAAUAUUCAACCUGUUUUUGAUACAAUUUCACAACUUGGUCCUACGCUGUCUGAUGAUAUAUCAUUCUCAUUAGUUAUAGACAAUGGUGAGGCGAGCCUUGAAGGUGUUUACCUAGGACCACAAGCAGAUGCACAACAAGCUAUGAGUCAAUUUAUUACACUUUCACAACCUACCACUACUACAAAUCAAUUUAUCGAAGAAACAUUGUUCGAUAGCGUCGUUAGAUGGGGAUUUCAAGGAGCAAAUGGUACAAUAAAUCCAUAUCAUAGUCCUAAUGACUUUAAAGCAAAGUCUUUUUAUGUUAAAUCACCUGGACUUUCAGCACAAGGAAUUCAAUUACUCUUAAGUUUUAUUAAGGGUCUUCCCAUAACUUGUCCGACAUUUGCAGGAUUUGAUCUAUAUGCAGGUGGGGCUGCUAAUAAAGUUGCAGCAAAUGCCACGGCGUUCGUGCAUCGGGAUGUACUUUAUGUUAUUCAAUUAUAUACAACGUUGAAAGGAGAUAAUACGAUGAAUUCGCAAUGUAUUAUUCAAUUAAAUAGUUUUGGAGAAGCUUUUCAGUCAAAUUACACUGAUUAUACUAGUUAUCAGAAUUAUAUUGAUCAUGAUUUAUCAGAUUGGCUGAACAGAUAUUAUGGAAGUAAUUUGCCUGCGUUAAUUGCCGCUAAAAAAGUAUUUAUAGAUGCUGGUGAAACUGGUGAAACUCUUGGUGAAUGGUGGUGA